CGCGCCCUGCAUUGGUGGCAAACCCUUCCCCAAUCACCACAGUCGCCAGAGCCGCUGCACCUCUCCUUCCUCCUCGCCCGCAGCCCUACCACAGCACGCAUUCCUCCCGUCAUCGAUCCCCACCACCUUUUCGCGUUCCUCCUCCAGGACCACCUCCUGUCGCUUAGGCUUCAUCGCGGCGGCCGUUUCGAGGCGAGCCUGGCGCAGGCGGGCAGAAGCAACGGGGAGCGGCGGAUGCGGGUGUGAGAGUGCCGAACGGCACCGUCAUUGUUCAUCGUCGCCCCGCUAGGCCGCACCAUAGAAGGACCAGGACCUCACCCCUCAUCCCUUCUGGAUGCACCUCCCCACAUGAGUUCCAGAUGUUGGGCCGCCGACUGCAGUAGCCAGGAUUGACAUUGGUGAUGUCUGUACGUAUUUUCGUGCUCGCCAGUUACACAAUUCUUAGGUUAUGGGAUUGGAUCUCCAUUUUCCAAGAUUCUUAGCUGAUAAGUAUAUUGUGCGGAAAAAUCUCUACAUACUGAUGUUGUGCACAUCCAAAUCCAAGCAAUGUAAAGUGACCGAGCAUUUCACGUGUGGUAUGCUACAUCUCAUACAGUUUCUGAACUCUAAUACCAUUCAUGUGCAGUUGGAUAGUCCAUAGAGCAAAGUUGAUGCUUUGUAUCUCACUUAUGGACCUAUUUAUUAAUGUUGCAGUGAUCUGGGUUUCCAUCUACUUAGAUGCAUUCCUUAUCUUUAUGUGUUCCAUCUAUACAUAUAUGUUUCUGCCCAUAAAUGUAUUUAUGAGCUGGCUCCAUUUUUUACUGCUUUUAUGUACCCUUUAAUCCCCUAAAAAGGGCUAUACAUGCAUUUUGAAGAGUUCACAUUUUCUAUAAACAUAAGCAUUGUCUUACCCCACUGCUCUCUUGCGUGCGGCGACAAAGAUUUCAUCCUUAACCUCCUUCACAACCCCAGGUUCGACUACUUUCCAGUUUUGUUAGUUUUCUUCUUGGCCGCACUGAACAACAUGGCAACAUGGGCGUCAUGGACACACGCAUGCAUCUUGUUGUCCUCCUUAAAAUUCAAUUAGAUUAUACACAGACAUGCAGCCAUGUUUACUUAAGAUCCAAUUAGACAAAUGUUGUUUAUGUUCCAUAUAGUUUCUAAUUAGAAAGGCCACAUAUGUAGGUUGACGUCAUGGCGUGAAGAUAUGGUUUUGUGAUCUAUGGUGUCGAGUCAUCUGUUGAAUGGGUGAUAAUGGAAAUUCUCUUGAGGACAACCCGUGCAUAAGUUUUGUGAGAGUUAAACCUGUCUUAUGAGAGAUUAUCAAGGUCGGAGCAGAGCAGCAAGGGAUGAGAAAAGGAGGAAGGGGUCUAGAGACAGCGAUGGGCAAAACAAUCAUGUGGAGGUAGCAAGAGGCAGUUCUCGACAAAUCACUAUAAGUGCAAGGAUCCAAUGGAAGAAUUUGGUGAAGAACAAGGUCUCCAUCAUUUGGCGUCAAGGUCCCCAAGCCCCUGUAUCCGCCCUUGAAGCUGGGUUUAGCGAGCUAAGGUUGCAGUGGAGAAUGAACGUGCAAAUUUGCAGCAGCAAAGGUCUUUCUACGUUUGAUGGGCACCUAAAUUGGUUCGAUUUCACGGAUGAUGGAGCCUUGCUGUGUGACGUAUUUCCUGGUGAAGAAAUAUUUGUGUGUACUGGAGUUAAUGCAUCUCCAAGGAAUAACCAAACCUUUAUUCCUAUUUUAUCAUAUAUGCUACACUUAAAUGCAAAGUGUUAGAUAUGUUAACAACUGUUUCAAUCCCAUGUUUUAAAAUGUGAUUGAUUACAAA
This is a messenger RNA of Triticum aestivum (bread wheat), 1802 nucleotides long. RefSeq lists its product as uncharacterized. The transcript has 6 exons. The coding region runs from base 1292 to 1750 and encodes 152 amino acids. Lineage: Eukaryota; Viridiplantae; Streptophyta; Magnoliopsida; Poales; Poaceae. The record is from RefSeq and is a predicted model, not a curated record.